Molecule: messenger RNA, 1523 nt
Organism: Oryza brachyantha (malo sina)
Lineage: Eukaryota; Viridiplantae; Streptophyta; Magnoliopsida; Poales; Poaceae
Product: probable O-methyltransferase 2
Exons: 2
Coding region: 52-1167 (371 amino acids)
Biological process (GO): methylation
Molecular function (GO): S-adenosylmethionine-dependent methyltransferase activity; protein dimerization activity; O-methyltransferase activity
Source: RefSeq, a predicted model, not a curated record
ACACUACACUAGACACACAGAGUGAGAAAGAGAGAGAAGGAGAGAGCAACAAUGGCGGAUCAGGCUCACACCAUAGAGGUUCCCACUGACGCCGAGCUGCUGCAGGCGCAGGCCGACCUAUGGCGGCACAGCCUUUACUACCUGACGUCCAUGGGGCUCCGGUGCGCCAUCAAGCUGGGCAUCCCCACCGCGAUCCACCGCCACGGCGGGGCCGCGUCCGUGCCGAGCCUCAUGUCCAAGCUGUCGCUCCCGGCGAGCAAGCAGCCGUUCCUCCGCCGCCUCAUGCGCGUCCUCGUCACCAACGGCGUGUUCGCCGCCGACCACGGCGACGGCGGCGCUGAGGUCGAGCGCUACCGCCUCACCCCGCUGUCGCGCAUCCUCGUGGACGGCGCCGUCGCGGACGAGCACCACAGCCAGACGUCCUUCGUGCUCGCCGCGACGUCGCGGCACUACCUCGAGGCGGCGCUGGGGCUGGACGAGUGGUUCAGGAAGGACGUGGCGCCGCCGCCGCCGUCCCCGUUCGAGGACGUGCACGGCGCGGCGCUGUUCGACGAGAGCACCCCGCUGCUGGACCCGGAGCUGGACGCCGUGGUGAACGAAGGGCUGGCGGCGCACGACAACCUCGGCAUCGGCACCAUCCUGAGGGAGUGCCGCGACCUCUUCGCCGGCCUGCGGUCGCUGACCGACUGCUGCGGCGGCGACGGCACGACGGCGAGGGCCAUCGUCAAGGCCUUCCCGCACGUCAAGUGCACGGUGCUGGACCUUCCGAAGGUGGUGGACAAGGCCCCCAAGGACGACGUCGGCGUUACCUAUGUCGCAGGUGACUUGUUCCACACCGUGCCACCAGCUCAAGCCGUGAUGCUCAAGCUGGUUCUGCACCACUGGAGCGAUGAUGACUGCGUGAAGAUCUUGACUCAGUGCAGGAAGGCCAUCCCUUCACGGGAGGAGGGAGGGAAAGUCAUCAUCAUAGAGAUACUGGUUGGUCCUUCGCUAGGGCCAGUCAUGUUCGAGGCCCAGCUGAUGAUGGACAUGCUCAUGCUCGUCAACACCAGAGGCCGGCAGCGAGACGAACGUGAUUGGCGAGACCUGUUCAUGAGAGCUGGGUUCAGUCACUACAAGGUUGUCAAGAUGCUUGGAGCUCGAGGUGUUUUGGAGGUCUAUCCCUGAUAGAUGCUCGAUCCUACAUGAUUUUAUGUACGUAUGUGUGCCGUGUGCUUGUGUUUGGAUCGUUUACGUACUGCGAGAAGGUGAAAUAAAGGGAGUGCCAUGGAAUCUGAAAGGAAGUUUCGCCCAACAUGAGAACCUGAAGUAGUGUUUCACUUUGGGUGCAUCAAUGUUUGGGCAGCUUUCGAAUCAGAAGAAUACUACAGGCUACAGCGCUAGCUAGUUCCUGAAUACUGCUGGUGUGUCUUUGUAUGUCCCUUGGCUGUAUAUGUGUAUUUCAACAAGUCCUUGUUUGCUGCUUGUUUAUUGUACUAGAAAAAUAAUUUAUUGCCACCAAUUUAUUACAAUGGAAAAUAAUU